Molecule: messenger RNA, 1998 nt
Organism: Engraulis encrasicolus (European anchovy)
Lineage: Eukaryota; Metazoa; Chordata; Actinopteri; Clupeiformes; Engraulidae
Gene: smu1a
Product: SMU1 DNA replication regulator and spliceosomal factor a
Exons: 12
Coding region: 93-1634 (513 amino acids)
Biological process (GO): mRNA splicing, via spliceosome
Cellular component (GO): precatalytic spliceosome
Molecular function (GO): protein binding
Source: RefSeq, a predicted model, not a curated record
UGCUUCACGCAGAUUGGCACCACUUCCUACACUGCGUGUCCUGUAAUAACAUUUUAUUUCAGUGUGCUUUGCAAUAUUUCACCUGCUAAAUCAUGUCUUUGGAAAUUGAAUCUGCCGAUGUGAUCCGUCUGAUCAUGCAGUACCUGAAGGAGAACAGUCUGCACCGCACGCUGGCCACCCUGGUGGAGGAGACUACGGUGUCCCUGAACACGGUGGACUCCAUCGAGAGCUUCGUGGCCGACAUCAACAGCGGACACUGGGACACAGUACUGCAGGCCAUACAGUCACUCAAGCUGCCCGACAAGACACUCAUCGACCUCUACGAACAGGUGGUGUUGGAGCUGAUUGAGCUGAGAGAGCUGGGUGCUGCGCGUUCCCUGCUGCGUCAGACCGACCCCAUGAUUAUGCUGAAACAGACUCAACCGGAGAGGUACAUCCAUCUGGAAAACCUGCUGGCCAGAUCAUACUUCGACCCCCGCGAGGCGUACCCGGAUGGCAGCAGUAAGGAGAAGAGGAGAGCGGCGAUCGCUCAGGCGCUGGCGGGAGAAGUCAGUGUGGUGCCCCCCUCACGUCUAAUGGCCCUACUCGCACAGUCUCUGAAGUGGCAGCAGCAUCAGGGUCUGCUUCCUCCUGGUAUGACCAUCGAUCUGUUCAGAGGCAAAGCAGCCGUCAAGGACGUGGAGGAGGAGCGCUUCCCCACGCAGCUGGCCAGGCACAUCAAGUUUGGUCAGAAGUCCCAUGUGGAGUGUUCGCGCUUCUCUCCUGAUGGUCAGUACCUGGUGACCGGCUCUGUGGACGGAUUCAUCGAGGUCUGGAACUUCACCACUGGCAAGAUCAGAAAGGAUUUGAAGUACCAGGCUCAGGAUAACUUCAUGAUGAUGGACGACGCUGUUCUCUGCAUGUGCUUCAGCCGAGACUCUGAGAUGCUGGCUACCGGCGCCCAGGACGGCAAGAUCAAGGUGUGGAAGUUGUUGAGUGGCCAGUGCCUGCGUCGGUUUGAGCGAGCCCACAGUAAAGGAGUCACCUGCAUCAGCUUCUGCAAAGACUCCAGCCAACUGCUCAGCGCAUCAUUCGACCAGACCAUCAGGGUCCAUGGUCUGAAGUCUGGGAAGCUCCUGAAGGAGUUCAGAGGUCACGCGUCCUUCGUCAACGAAGCGACCUUCACACCUGACGGACACCACAUCAUCAGCGCAUCAUCGGACGGCACCGUUAAGAUCUGGAACGUUAAGACCACUGAGUGUUCUAACACCUACAAGUCCCUGGGCGCGUCUGCCGGUGCCGACAUCACGGUCAACAACGUUCUGCUGCUGCCCAAGAAUCCAGAACACUUUGUAGUCUGCAACCGCUCCAACACCGUGGUGAUCAUGAACAUGCAGGGACAGAUUGUGCGUAGUUUCAGCUCUGGUAAGCGUGAGGGAGGUGACUUCGUGUGCUGCUGCCUGUCCCCUCGAGGAGAGUGGAUCUACUGCAUAGGAGAGGACUUCGUACUCUACUGUUUUAGUACCGGCACCGGCAAACUGGAGAGAACCCUGACGGUCCAUGAGAAGGAUGUAAUUGGCAUGGCCCACCAUCCGCACCAGAACCUGAUUGGGACAUACAGCGAGGACGGCCUCCUGAAACUAUGGAAACCAUGAGCAGGCCACGCCUCUCCUGUAACUAUGGAAACCUGGAGCAGGCCACGCCUCUCCCUCUGCUGUAACCUUGGGAACCAGGAGGAGGCCACGCCUCUAAGAGCACCAGGACAACCAGCAUUGGGGUGGGGGUGGAGAGGAGGGGGUGUCGACGCUGUGGAGGGAGAGGGGCAUGGAGUGUUUUUGUAAAUACACUUUUUUUAUUUUUAUUUACUGCUACUGUGUUGACAGGUCUACCUGUUGGUAAACACACUUGUUUUUAUUUUUUGUUUUGUUUUGUUGAUUACUAGUCAGUUGAUUCACAAAGAGUUUGAUUUCCGUCUCUGUAUCUGAUACUCUGUGUCAUUAAAUUCCUUUCCUGAAACAU